Messenger RNA from Cebus imitator (Panamanian white-faced capuchin), 1055 nucleotides. It is a transcript of the gene KLRD1, whose product is annotated as killer cell lectin like receptor D1. Bases 272 to 748 code for a protein of 158 amino acids. Gene Ontology annotation, biological process: stimulatory C-type lectin receptor signaling pathway; positive regulation of natural killer cell mediated cytotoxicity. The record is from RefSeq and is a predicted model, not a curated record. Lineage: Eukaryota; Metazoa; Chordata; Mammalia; Primates; Cebidae. The transcript is spliced from 5 exons.
AAUUUCCUGUAUUGUGGUUCCUGGAACACGUUAGAAGCUUGUGAUUUUACUGCUUCUUAUUCGUACUGUAGUACAUGGCUCAUCAAUAGAUAAUUCCAAAACAUCAUUUAAAUACACAAUUUUUCAUUCUAUUUUUUUUUUUUGCUAAAUUCCUUCAUACUCAACUUUCAGAGUCUUUCAACUCCAGCUCAGCUCCAACAUUUCAACGCUGUUCUUUCUAAACAAGUACACGUCGUGCCUUCUCUACAUCGCUCUUGGAACAUAACUUCUCAUGGCAGUGUUUAAGGCCACUUUCUGGAGGCUGAUUUCUGGGACCUUAGGGAUAAUAUGCCUUUCGUUGAUGGCUACACUGGGAAUUUUACUAAAAAAUUCUUUUACUAAACUGAAUAUUGAGUCAGCAUUUACUCCAGGACCCAACAUAGAACUCCAGAAAGACUCUGACUGCUGUUCUUGCCAGGAAAAAUGGAUUGGUUAUCGAUGCAACUGUUACUUCAUUUCCAGUGAAUCUAAAACUUGGAAUGAAAGUAGGCAUCUCUGUGCUUCUCAGAAAUCCAGUCUUCUUCAGCUUCAAAGCAGAGAUGAACUGGCAUGUACUAAGUCUGAUUUUCUAUUUCUUCUUCAUUACAGAUUUCCACUGUUUGAAACUUCUAAUCGAAAGAACUGCAUAGCAUAUAAUCCAAAGGGAAAUGCUGUAGAUGAACCAUGUGAAAUUAAAAAUCGUUUUAUCUGUAAGCAACAGGUCAUUUAAAUGUUUCUUGGGGCAGAGAAGGUGGAGAGUAGAGACCCAACAUUACUAAUAAUGAUACAUUCACCUGUUAUAUUAUUACUUAUUGUCUACUUCUAGAAUCUAUAAAUGUUUCAAAUAGUGUCUUAGACAGUUGUCAUAUAUGUGAAACAAUGUGUUUUACAAUUGAUGAAAUUUGUACAUCUACAUUUGAAAUUAUAAAGUUAAUAUAAAGAAUUUUGUAUUUUGAUUUGAUGUAUAUAUUUAAUGUUAAAUUUGAUGUCGUUUUAUUGCAGAUUUAUGUAACUUUAUCUACAUUCUUGCUAAUUCU